AGCCCAAAGGCCUUAAGCUUGUCAUGGCACCUCAUGCCUCCCUUUCUGUUGCCCCUCCGGAUAGCCGACCUACGAAACGUCCUCGUUUAUCUAAAUCUACUCAUCGCGUUCUUAAUGUUUGGGCUCAGCUCGCCGAACGCUACAACAAACGCCUCGAUGAAGAUGACAUAGUCGAUCUCUACAGCGGUACUAUAAUUAGUGACAGAGGAGUACUGAAGAAUGGGAAGGACUAUGAUUUUGGUCAUUUUACUCCCGAUGAUAGUCAGGAUGACCGAGAUCAGGAGCAGGAGCAGGAGCCCAGCGAGCAGGACCAGGAUGAUGACGUCGAUGAAUUGGACACUCUACCCGUUCGGCGCGCGCCUGGAACCGACGGUACUAUGGCAUCAACUUCUGAGUUGCUUCGUGCCGUGCCACCUCUUUCAGCAACAACAGACGCUGACGAUCUCAAUGACUUUCUGAAGGCUGAAAAGAGACGAAGAGAACUGUUGGGGGAUGAGGACGGUGAAGAUGAUAUGUCUAUGGAAGAACUAGCUGCACUACGAGAGGCUUUACACGAGUCGGAGGAGGAUGAAGAACAGCCAGAGACCGUUGAUCCAGAGCAUGCAGCCGUUAUAGAAGACGAGUCUGAGGAUGAACUUGAUAGCAUAUGGCAGCACGACGAGGCUAGUGCUGUGUACCACAUCACCCGCAAUGAAUCUGAACAGGAUGUUGCGGAAGGUGAGCAAACAAUCCUCGAGUUCGCUGAUUCUGACGAGGAGUUUGCUGCGCUCCUCGAGCGACCCCCGCGAGCCGGAAAGCGAAAACGAAACUCUUCGUUUUCUUCCCAACGAAAAUAUCCCCCAUCUUCAUCGCAACGAACGCCAUCACCAUCCUCACCACUGCGAACAUAUUCCCCAUCUUCGUUGCAACGAACGUCUUCCUCAUCCUCUCCACUACAAAAACCUUCGCCAUCUUCUUCACGGCGUAAACCAUUGCCAUCCUCUCCACUGCAAAAGCCUUCGCCAUCUUCUUCACGGCGUAAACCUUUACCAUUUUUUCCGCUACGAAAAUCUUCUCCAUCUUCUUUGUAUCGUUGUCCAUCUUCCGACAGCACCUUAGUGCCUGAUACUCCUUCGACUACAGCAAGUACCCGUUUCGCGUCUCGUACUCCGCGGGCUCAAGUCUACCCUUUUGCCGCCCCCUCCGUCGAUCCCACACAACCACCACAACUCCUUCUUUACCAGGCGAUGCACCAAUUGUCAUAUGCUUUGUCCGCCACAAUGUUGACAUACGGCUCACCUCAUAUGCCUCCACCACCGACAGGUCCGUGGGGUGCAUACCCACCAGGUUUUGCGCAUCCUUGGGGACCACAAGGGACGUCGGAAGCAUCGCACUCUUUUAAGCUGGGCAAUGAUGAACAUGAUGAUGACCGGCCGGAUGAUGAUGGUACACUUGUGGGCCAUGACGGUGGUACGCUAGAGAAUGAUAGAAGGCGAAGGCGGUCCACGAGUCCCAUAGGUUCAAGGAGGGACGCGAGAAAGAUUGAGCGCCGGAGGUCCGCCCGAUUCUACGAGGAAACAUAUCAGGACCAGCGUUUCGUAGCGAGGGGACGAACGCCUGGUACUCCAUCUCCUACCCGUAGUCUUAAGGAGUCCACUAGCACGAACAAGAAGAAGGGAAAGGCAAAACGCAAGUCGUAAGCUGUAUGAUCUUCAUCUCGUUGUGUAUUUAAGCAGUAUGUAUUGGACAUUUUCUUGGGUAUCAAGAAAGACUAUUAGAAUCUGUUGUACUGUUACUCAUUCUUACUUACUACCCUCAUCAUAUACCCAGUUGAUGCGCACACUCGGCUCGCUGUGCCGACAUAAUAUAUUUCUUACUUGGUCAGUCUUGAUCUCCGACUACUGUAUCGAUGAGCAGAACGAAUCAUA
Suillus subaureus is the source of this 1907-nucleotide messenger RNA. RefSeq lists its product as uncharacterized. NCBI's taxonomy places the organism in Eukaryota, Fungi, Basidiomycota, Agaricomycetes, Boletales, Suillaceae. The coding region runs from base 24 to 1679 and encodes 551 amino acids. The transcript has 2 exons. Gene Ontology annotation, molecular function: histone binding. Gene Ontology annotation, cellular component: nucleus. The record is from RefSeq and is a predicted model, not a curated record.